GGUAGAGAUUCACGAAAUGAAUACUAAUUUUAAAUAUAAAUAUAAUAUACUGUUAGAUAAUGUUAACGAAACCGAUCAAAAUGUAUACGAAUUGGAUAUACCAUUGAACUUAUCACAUUUGGAGUCAUCAUCAAUUGAAGAAUUAUCCCAUCGAAUAAUUAAUAUGUUCAAAACACCGAAGUAUAUUGAAAAUGAUUUAACAAAUGCGUUAAUUAAUUUUAAAACAAAUGCAUGCAAUGAACAUUUCAAUAAUGAAAUCAAAAAACUAAUCGAUAAGAAACAAGAUAUUGAUAUUGAUGAAUGCUGUAAAGGAUGGGAAGAUUAUCUUAAAGAUACAACUUCAACGUAUAGUGAACAUAUUAGUGAAUCUGAUGAACAAGUAUUUGGUUUAGCUUAUCAUAAGUUAGUACAUUCUUCAGCUUUGCAAAUGAUUUUGGAUCGAGAAUACAGUUAUGCACAAUGCGUUCGAGAGUGUUUACAACAGCAAAAUAAACAAUUAAGUAUAUUAUCAAAAAAGCAAAUGCAUGAAAUGAGUAAAGCAAUCGAACAUUUAAAUCAAAGUAUGUCAAAUGAUACCAAUGAUGAAUAUAAAAUCAAUGAACUAUCAAUAAAACAUUUUAAUGCUCAUUCAUACCUCCAUGCACAAUGUUGUUCAGAGAUUAAUACAAUUAAAGAUGUACAGAAACGUAUUUAUCGUACAUGGAUUAUGGAAUUAUUUGAACAACAACAAUUUAAUAAUACAAAUAUAACAACACCAUCUUUAACCACUGCUACAACAAUUGAUUCUGAUUAUAAUAAUGAUAUGAUGAAUGAAAAUGAUAUUGAAGAGAGUUUUACAAUUCAUUUAGGUUCACAAAUGAAACAAAUGUAUAAUAUUCGAUUGAUUAGUACUAAGAUACAAUCAUUUUUUAAUAUUUAUAAUAAUAAUAGUAGAAAGGGAAGUCAAGAUGAUGAUGAUAGUAAUAUAAUUGCGACCGAUAAUCCAGAUUUGAUUAUUAAUAGCUCGGCUCAACGAUUACAAACAGCUAUGGCAUUAUACUCAAAUGAUUUAUGUGGAAUCAUACUUCUGACAGAUAAUAAUAUGGGAUUUACUAGUAUAACAAAAGAAUUUACAAACAUUUGUCAAGAAUCAACUGAAUAUCAUUUUUUAAAUGUCGAUGAUCAAAUGGAAUUAAUUGGCGAAUGCGUACGAAAUAAUUGUAAAUUAUCAAAUACAAACAAUACAAACAAUGGUAGCAACGGUGGUAAUAGUGAUGAAUGGCAAACAAUAUUAUAUAAAAAUUUAAAAGAUGGUGAUAUUUAUAUAACAACUCAUUCAAACUUAUCAAAAGUGCAUGUUGUAUUUCAUUUAAUGUAUAAUAGUACUUGCAGUAGUACGGAUAUUAAUAGUCGUCAUAAUGUUAUACUGGGUAUACGUAAUAUAUUGAAAUUAGCAUGUUCGAAUAAUAUUACAACGUUAACAAUACCAUUGUUAUUACAAAAUGAAAUGUCUGAGGAGAUGACAGUCCAAUGGUGUACAAAACGUGCUGAAUUAAUAUUUAAAUGUGUCAAAGGAUUUAUGAUUGAAAUGGCAUCGUGGGGUGGAUCAGAAUUAAAAAAUUUACAAUUUAUAAUACCAAAAGGUAUUUCAACGUCCGUCUUUACAUCUUUGGCGACAAUGUUAACAACGAUAUUCAAAUUAUCAAACCCUGUUGUAUUUAAAAAACAAUAAUAAAUUUUUUAUUUAUUUUAA
Molecule: messenger RNA, 1732 nt
Organism: Chrysoperla carnea
Lineage: Eukaryota; Metazoa; Arthropoda; Insecta; Neuroptera; Chrysopidae
Product: protein C12orf4 homolog
Exons: 8
Coding region: 17-1711 (564 amino acids)
Cellular component (GO): cytoplasm
Source: RefSeq, a predicted model, not a curated record